AGACGGAGGGGUUAUGCAUUGUGCUCAGUCUGUCAGUGCUGCAUCCUUUGAGGAGGAGAGGCCCACACACAUUAACCCUGAGCUGUGGACGUGCACGGAGAAGGGCUUUCAGGACCGAGCUCUGAUCGUUUCCGUAGCGUUUCCUGGACAGCAGCGUCGCUCCUUUGUUGCCAUCAGUCGCCGGGGCUGCAGGAGGAAAGACCGGACGACUCGUCUCCUUAAAGCCCGAUCGCUCGGUGGCGGAAGGGACGUGAUAUGAACCCCUCGUCGGCUUAAACGCCAGUGCAGCUAAAUAGCCCCGUUUACAGGGGGAGGGGGAGGGGGGGAAGUCAACGGAGGAUCAGAGAGGACAUUUCUACCUUUUAACCUGCAGCUGAAGGCCGAGAGAAUAUCCUCGGAACCUGUAGCGAUGCCCGGGUUUGAUUACAAGUUUCUGGAAAAGCCAAAGAGACGGUUCCAGUGUCCGCUCUGCAGCAAGGCGAUGCGGGAGCCGGUCCAAGUGUCUACCUGUGGACAUCGUUUCUGUGACACCUGUCUGCAAGAAUUUCUAAGGUGCAGGGUAAUAAAAAGAUCUGUUGUCCAUAAGAUGUUACUGGUUGGAGGGAUUAUCUGCCCUGCCACCUGCUGCUGUUGGUCGCAGAAGAGGUAAUGCAGAAAUGAGUGAGGGUGUUUUCAAGUGUCCGGAGGACCAGCUGCCAUUGGACUAUGCCAAGAUCUACCCAGACCCAGAGCUGGAACAGCAGAUCCUGGCGCUGCCCAUCCGCUGCAUCCACAGUGAGGAGGGCUGCCGCUGGACGGGCCAGAUGAAGCAGCUGCAGGGCCACUUUUCCACCUGCGCCUUCAAUGUGAUACCUUGCCCCAACCGCUGCUCUGUCAAGCUUACGCGCCGCGACUUGCCCGACCACCUGCAGCACGACUGCCCCAAGCGCAAGGUCAAGUGCGAGUUUUGUGGCAGCGAGUUCACCGGGGAAGCCUACGAGAACCACCAGGGUGUGUGUCCCCAGGAGAGUGUUUACUGUGAGAACAAGUGUGGGGCGAGGAUGAUGCGGCGGCUGCUGUCCCAACAUGGCCUGGCCGAGUGUCCCAAACGCACACAGCCCUGCAAGUACUGCGGCAAGGAGUUUGUGUUUGACACAAUCCAGAACCACCAGUACCACUGCCCUCGGUUUCCUGUCCAGUGCCCAAACCAGUGCGGCACACCUAACAUCGCCCGAGAGGAUCUGGCUAACCAUGUGAAGGACAACUGCGGCAGCGCGCUUGUUCUCUGCCCCUUCAAAGACGCCGGCUGCAAACACAGGUGCCCCAAACUGGCUAUUGGUCGUCACCUGGAAGACACCACUAAGUCUCACUUGACUAUGAUGUGUAACUUGGUGGGGCGUCAGCGGCAGGAGAUCCUGGAGCUGCGGAGGGAGAUGGAGGAGCUGUCCGUCAGUCACGACGGUGUCCUCAUCUGGAAGCUCAGCGACUACUCCCGCAAACUCCAGGAGGCCAAGCUCCGAAGCAACCACGAGUUCUUUAGCCCGCCCUUCUACACUCACCGCUACGGCUACAAGCUGCAGGUGUCGGCGUUCCUGAACGGUAACGGCAGUGGCGAGGGCUCCCACCUCUCCGUCUACAUCCGCGUGUUGCCCGGAGAGUACGACAGCCUGCUGGAGUGGCCCUUCUCCUACAAGGUGACUUUCUCCAUCAUGGACCAGAGCGACCCGUCGCUUUCCAAACCCCAGCACAUCACGGAGACCUUCAACCCCGACCCCAACUGGAAGAACUUCCAAAAGCCCUGCAGCAGCCGCAACUCGCUGGACGAGAGCACCCUGGGCUUCGGCUACCCCAAGUUCAUCUCUCACGAGGAGAUUAAGAAGAGGAACUACAUCCGAGACAACUGCAUCUUCAUCAAGGCUUCUAUAGAGAUUCCACAGAAGAUUAUGGCUUAAAAUACAACCUUUGUUUGCUUUUCAUAAAGGAGAAAGAUUGGUUAAAGACUGGAAGUGAUACUUAACCUUGAAAACUUCUACACACGUACCCUUUAGAAACUUUCUGCCCUCAGCCUCUUCACCUCAGAGAUUGAAGCGAGUCUGUUUGUGUGUGAGCUGACUCGAAGGACCUUGAUUAUAUCACAGAGGAGAAAGUGUGUGGUCUGCAGAACCAUCACUCUCUGGUGUUUCUUUUAUCAUUUUUUUUAUCUGUUUGCUGUCCUUUUAUCACAGUCUACAACAAAAAGCCUUGGAAAUCAAACAGUGCCUAGAGAGUUUAUCUUAAGUUAUAUUUUUGUUGUUAAUUCCACAGACCAGAUGUUGAAGAUUAUGGAAAAGAUAUUUGGAAAAAGGGGUGAAAGGCUUCACUAAGCCUCUGCACUUAGAAUAAAGAGAAAGUUAGAAGCUGGCUAGAGACAUCCUGUUGGGGUGAUCUGAAGAAGAGGGAGCUCAGCAGACUCAUGCUGAAGCCCAACUGCCUUUUGUUUACAUGCUCAAACAGUAUACUCCGACUGAUCCGUUAACAAACACAGAGCCCUUGGUCAGAGACUUGUGAGGUUUGUGUCCACACAAACAUCAAAUCGAUGUUUUCAAGUAAGAAACUUGCAUCUCCAAUCUUGGUUAUUUCCUGUUUUAAAGGAAAAGUUACAUUUUGGUUGAGUUGAAUGAGAAACUCAAUACCACUCUCAUAUCUGCAAGUUCAAUAUAAGGCUAAAGCCAGCUGUUGGUUAGCUUAGCUUAGCAUAAAGACCGCAAACUACCUGGAGUCUAGCAACUGCUCCCAAGAAAUAGCCCUCAGUAAACUUUAAUAUUGUAAUUGUUGUGUUAGUUAGUGGGCUCUAAGGGUGAUGUAUAGCACCUAUGGCAAAUUGCAGCUAAUUUUGAAGGUUAUUGAACUGCUGUUCCUACAAUGGCAAGGUUACAAAAAUAUAACUAUAAAAUAAAAGGAUGUCUGGCUGCCUUGUCAUCUUUAUUAGUUAACAGUUAGCUAGCUAUAAAUUGAGAAAAAAAGAUUUCAUUCACUGUUUUAAGGUGUAAAGGUUUUUCUUGCACUCAAUGCAUGAGUUCACAUCUUGAAUCAAUCAACACAUCUUAAAUGUGAGUAUGACAAUUUUGACAAUUCCAAUUUUUUUUUACACUGUCUCUCUUGCGCAACAGACGCAUUAGUGGAUCUUCAAGCGCUCAAAACAUUUUUUUAAUUGGAUUAUGCAAACUCAAUUUCCUUACUUUAAGAAAAAUGGCAGAGCGUCGUUCCUGUGUGCUCCGGCACCACUACACACCUGUAGGCUGAAGGCCGUUGCACACCCAAGCGCCAGUUGGCAGUAGUUUCACAGUGGCUUCUGUGUUGAGUUUCUUUGUGUACUUCAAACAAAGAGAAAAUACGUAGGUGGACAUGGUGUGUACCACUAUUGGAUUGAUGCAAAAGGCGGCUGAAUUUCCUGCGCUUGUCCAGCCACUGAGGGACAUGGAUGUUUUGCUACCAGGCAGACUAAUCACAGUUGUUGUAGUCCGUGCCUAUGCACUAGCACCUAUAAAACUCACAAAUUAACCACUUAAUGUAUUGUUUUAUAUUGUUUAAUUCUCUGUCCUUUAUCUUUGGACAGGGCCAGGCUAUUUGUUGAUCCUCCCUGUUUCUCAUAUUUGCGCUAGGCUAAGCUAACUACGGAAAGAUAUGACAGUGGUAUCAAUCUUCUUAUCUAACACAGCAAAAAGUGAAUAAUUGUAUUUGCGAAAAUGUCAAACUAUACCUUUAACUAAAAUUAAACAUGCCUCUAGUACUGCUGAUAAAAUCAUAACACUUUUGGGCACUAAAAAUGCAACUGUCAAGCUCCACCAAGGCUGUUUUUUGUUUUGUUUUUAAAGUUGACAAGUUUUUUACCCAAUAUCAUCGAAGCUCCAAAUCUUUUGUAGUUAACAACUCCCAUCACAGGAACUGUCUGUGACUUGUGUUUGUCAGUAGUACGACCCAGUCGUAAAUAGCUUCAGGAGCAUGCCAGUGUACGAAACACACACUUCACAAUGACCCUGAAAGGCUUUGUGUUUACAGAGAGUUGCAGGAAUGACAGGUUUUUGUAGGCCGACCCAAAAAGUUAGCAUUGCCCUGGUUCCCUUGGCAGUUAAAAACAACUGAAUGUUGAUGAUGCUUACAUAUUUUGUUCUGCUAGAUAAUAUUCACAAAUGAACACCAUAGUUCACAACGGAAUACAGUUACUCAUAAUUUGUAUUCUGAAUACGUAACGCCGGUACAUGUAUUCCGUUACUCCCCAACACUGUUGAUCAUCUACAUUAGAAUUCCCUAUGAAGAUCUGCAACUUAUUUUAUGAUUUUUUUUAGCCUAAAUGAUAUUGCCAAAAAUAAAAUGUAUCAAGCACGAUAGCUUUCAACCGAUUCCAACUGAUUUCUUGUGUUCGGUGUGAUGACGUUUGUAGUCUCAAUUAGCAACUGUCUUUUUUUAGAGACUCCCAGAGGAGGGAACUGGAAGUGCAAAAAUGCUAAUUAAUUUUGAGUUUUAGGACUCAUUCCUGCAGCACUCUAUUGUGAAGUCCACCAAAUGGGGGGAAGCACCUUUCGUCGGUCUUCAGAUGAGCAGAGCAGACACAAAGGCCAGUUGUCGGAGUACACGUGCAUUUAAUAGUGAAGGAAAAGCCAUGUGGCCUUUUUAUACAGUAUGUCUUCGCAUGAUGGUUUUAGGGGUGAGCCGGGCAACAUAAACACAUGCAUGCUUCAUGUGCUACCACCUGGACAAGUUUUGUACUGUAACCUGUAUUCUUGAAAUCCUUUCCCGUUGAUGGCUAUUUAGUCUCUUUUUUUGGACUGUUUGAAAGUUGACAAAUUGUCAAAAAUUAUGGGGGUUUUUUGUAGGUUUUUUUUUUUUAUAUACAGAAAAUGUGAACGCUGUUGGUAAUAUAACCUAUAAAGACAAUGAACACUUGGCUGUGAAGUGAAUUCUUUUGCAUAGCCUGGGCAUGGCUGGUGAACUGUUUGAAAAGAUGGUUAAUGACAAGGUCUCUGCAAAUAUGUGGGUGUCUUGGGGCUGACUACACCUUUUUGUUGUUACCAUGGCCACUGGUGUCUAUCUCCAGCUCGAGUUGCGACAAGGAGUGGUUGAAGGGAUGUGCGAUACACCUGCCUUCAUCACAGCACCAUCAGAGGGGUGGAGGACUUUGAAGAUACAGUACACUCACGAGUCAUGGCGUAUGUGAAUACUAAUGUAUAAAUGCAGAAGCACAUUCUGUCUUUUUAUUAUUCUACAUGAAAAAUUCCUUAUUUCUUGUCAUAAUACCAGCUGAUAUUUUACAGUGAUUUAAAGAAGUGAGAAGAUUAAACUUUUUUGUAAGAUUCUGUAUUUUUUAAAAUACUUAGCUGUUUUAUACAAACGCUUUUCGUUGGAGAGUCGGGGUUGACUUUGGGAAUUUUCAGACCCUUUUGUCUCUUUGGACAUUUGGAUAAUUUCUUUGUACUUGUGGUUUGAGCCUCACAUAUUCUGUCUGUAUUAUUUCCUCUUCAAAGUAUUUAUUUUAAUGAGCCAUCAGGAGUUUGAACAGAUGGCAAAAAUGUUUUAAUAUGUUGAUUGAAGAGUGCUUGUCAAUUUCUUAAUUGAAAUAAAAUACCAUAUAUUAUA
Molecule: messenger RNA, 5592 nt
Organism: Etheostoma spectabile (orangethroat darter)
Lineage: Eukaryota; Metazoa; Chordata; Actinopteri; Perciformes; Percidae
Gene: traf4a
Product: tnf receptor-associated factor 4a
Exons: 8
Coding region: 657-1931 (424 amino acids)
Biological process (GO): positive regulation of JNK cascade; activation of NF-kappaB-inducing kinase activity; regulation of canonical NF-kappaB signal transduction
Cellular component (GO): plasma membrane signaling receptor complex
Molecular function (GO): zinc ion binding; tumor necrosis factor receptor binding; ubiquitin protein ligase binding
Source: RefSeq, a predicted model, not a curated record